GGAAUCUGAGAAACUGAACUGAAGGGACAGAGGGAUAGAAUAGUGAGAGAGAGAGAGAGUGAGUGAGUGAUCGCAGAGCGGAGGCGGAGAGAAAGAACAGAAGAGAGAAGCAAAUCAAGGCGGAGUCUCUGCUUCUCAGUGCCUCGCCUUAUCUCUCUUUCCCUCUCUACCCACAAAUAAAGGAGGGGCAGAAGGAGGAGGAGAAGUUGUUUGGCAAUGGUGGGCUACUGCUAUUUGCAGCCCACCUCCUACCACUCUCCCUUCAUCGCCUCCUCUUCUUCUCCUUCUUCUUCUUGCUGUCAGCCCGUGUACUUGUACUUGAGAAACGCACAGAGCAAGAGACGGAACGCGGCGACGGCUUCUCUGCGCAGGGAAGAUUCAACCGACCCCGUCUCUUGCCGCCGGAGACCCGUCCUAUUUGUCGGCGUCUCGGUUCUUCCCUUCUUGCAGCUGCAGCUUGGGGCCAAAGCUCUCCAAGCCCCUGAGACGAAGGAAAGCGAGCUGAAGACCGUGGCAGAUAUUUCAGAGGCAGAGGAAGCAUUGAGUCAAGAAGCUUCACCGAAUCCUUUCCUGUCUCUCCUGAAUGGAGUCGGAGUAUUCAGUUCGGGAGUCCUUGGUGCUCUUUAUGCUCUGGGUCGGAAGGAGAAGGAAGCUACCGAGGCAGAAAUAGAAUCAAUGGAAAACAGAUUGAAAGAAAAAGAAGCUUCAGUUGUUUCACUUGAAAAGAGCUAUGAGUCGAAAUUGACAAAGGAACAGGAAGAACGAAAUAAACUUGUCAAGAAAGCUAAGGAAGAGCAACAGUCACUACUGAACCAGCUAAAUUCGGCGAAUGCGACAAUUUCAGGUUUAGGACAGGAGCUGAAGAGUGAGAAAAGAUCAGCCGAGGAUCUGAGAAUUCAAUUUGAUGCCCUUCAAGCCAAGCUUUCGAAGUCUGAUGAAGACAAGAAGAUUCUUGAAGAAAAUUUGAAGGAGAAGCUUAGCACGAUCGAAGUCUUGCAAGAACGGGUGAAUUUGCUGAGUGCGGAACUCAAGGAAAAAGAAGAUAAUAUUCAAAUACUCAGCUCCAAUUAUGCGGAAAAGGAGUUAGAGUUGAAGAACUUGAACUUUAGUUACGAGCAAGCUAAGUCCGAUUUAGCAAAAGAGCGGCCAGAGGUUGAAGUUCUGAAGAAUGAACUUGGCAAAACUCAGAGUGAAUUACAGUCAAAGAGCUCUCUGAUCAGUGAACUGAAUGCUAGAAUUAGUUCUCUGGAGGUUGAGAGAGAUGGUAUUAGGGGUACACUGGAGGCUUCUGAGAGAGAGUAUAAUGAGCUGAAGUUAUCUUCAGAGAAACGUGCAGAGUUAGAUUCUAAGUUUCUGAAGGAAAGAGAAGACGAACUCCACCAGCUUAAUGAAAAGCUCAUACUUGCUAGGAGAGAGGUUACAGAAAAUCGAGCGGCAAUUUCUGAUUUGACAGACGAAAGAGAAAAUCUGAAGAAGCAGUUGGAAAUUGAGAUAGGCUAUGUGAAAGAUUUUAAACAAGAGCUUAAUGUGACACGGGAAUUACUCACAACUUCGAAAACUGAAGCUUCAGAGCUUGGAAAGCAGCUAAAGCAAUCGAAAGUCACGACCUCUGAGCUCGAGGCCCAAAUUUCAAGAAUUAAAGAAGAGUACUCCAAAGAGAUAGAGGCAAUGCAGAGGAGCCUCGAUGAGGUGAAAAAGAGCAAAGAUGUGUUAAAGACACAGGUUGCUUCAGCAGAGGAACUUUACAGAAAAACAGUGGAUGAGCUCCAAAAGGUGUCUCAAGAGCUCACAUCUUUGGCAGAAAAUCGCGAUAACCUUCAGAAAGAACUCAUCGAAGUCUACAAGAAGGCAGAAUCUGCAGCCAACGAUUUGCAAGAAGAGAAGAAGAUAGUCUCCACUCUGAACAAGGAGCUCCAGGCACUGGAGAAGCAGCUCUCGAAAGACAAGGAGUCUCGGAAAUCCCUCGAGAUGCAGCUCGAGGAAGCCACAAGAUCCCUCGAUGAGAUGAACCGGAAUGCUUUGGUUCUCUCGGGGGACCUCGAUAAGGCGUAUUCCCAGGUGUCAAGCCUUGAGAACGAGCGAGAGGUGCUCUACAAGACUCUCUCGGAGCAGAAGAAUGUGGCUAAGGAGGCGAGGGAGAAUCUCGAGGAUGCUCAUAACCUUGUGAUGAGGCUCGGCAAGGAGAGGGAGGGGCUAGGGAAGAGGUCGAAGAAGCUUGAGGAGGAGCUCAUGGCCGCCAAGGGGGAGAUCCUGCGGCUGAGGAGCGAGAUGAAGAGUGCUCCCUCUCCCUCACCGAAGCCUAAGGACAGUGGGGACGACCAGAAGGUUGAGAAAGAGCAAGACCAACGAGUAGAGAAUGUGACGGUCAGUGCUACUACUGGUAGGAGGAAUGGAGGGAGAAGGAGAAGAAAUUCUAACUCACAGUGAGAGAGGGAGACAUGAAUAUCGGGUCUCAUUGAAAGGCUUUCUGGCCCGAGUGAUUUUCUGAUAAUACUAUCUGUAGACAUAUGUCGUCGAGGUAUGGGAACUAAUUAUCGAUAUGUAUAUUCUGAUUCUUCAUUGCUUUGCUUGGUAUACCAAAUAAAUUUGCGGUGGAAUCUC
Molecule: messenger RNA, 2601 nt
Organism: Punica granatum (pomegranate)
Lineage: Eukaryota; Viridiplantae; Streptophyta; Magnoliopsida; Myrtales; Lythraceae
Source: RefSeq, a predicted model, not a curated record